This is a messenger RNA of Fonsecaea erecta, 2898 nucleotides long. RefSeq lists its product as hypothetical. Lineage: Eukaryota; Fungi; Ascomycota; Eurotiomycetes; Chaetothyriales; Herpotrichiellaceae. Gene Ontology annotation, molecular function: carbohydrate:proton symporter activity. The record is from RefSeq and is a predicted model, not a curated record. Gene Ontology annotation, biological process: carbohydrate transport; transmembrane transport. The transcript has 7 exons. Gene Ontology annotation, cellular component: membrane. Bases 1 to 2898 code for a protein of 965 amino acids.
AUGUUUGCAGUCGAUUUUGUAGUUGAGGAACCUGCGCUGCGACAUUCCAGGGUUGAAGGCAAUCCCUCCAGCGAGAGUUCUGUUCAGCAGGAAUCCGUUAAGGAGCCACAGCCUCGUGAGCUGUCAAGAGAUGUGCCAUUGCAUGAUGUAUCAUUGUUGCUGGCUGGACAUGCCUUGUCUGGUGCGCAUGUCAAGCCACCACUGUGUCGAACACUGAGAGAACCUGAGGAUAACUCAAUCUUCUGGACCAGAGAAUCAGCCGAAUUGAUGAGAUACUUCAUCGAUAAUUGUGCUUGUUUCUUUGACUUCAGCGACGCCAAGAGACACUUUGCCUACGAGGUUCCGCUGAGAGCUCGCCAAAAUGCAACAUUAGCCAAUGCUAUGCUGGCACUGGCUGCUCGGCACCGAAGUCGGGCAGACGCAUCUGAAACCUUUGCAGCCGAUCAAUAUUACAACGCGUGUCUUCAAACGAUGAUACCAAGGCUUGGAGAUAAGUCUGCGAUCGAAGACGACGAGCUUCUUGCAGCCAUAGUCAUUCUGAGACUAUUGGAAGAAAUGGACGUACCGAUAGUGGGAUCAGAUCAUCAGAAACACCUCUUCGGGACCCAAGCAAUUAUCACGGCGUCGCAGUCUCGCUCGGAAAUACCAGUAACAGCAUUGAGAAGAGCGUGUUAUUGGGCGGCCUUUCGCCAGGAAAUAUUCAUGUCUCUCACUGCGCAACGACCGUUCAAUCUUAUUCUACCUGAUAUGGAGCCGCCUACAAGUCCUUCUGACGAUUGGUCGUGGACACUUCAAGCGACGUAUCAGUGUGGCAAGGUAGAAUCUUUCGUCUUUGGCGAGGAGUCUGUGACCAUGUCAAGGUAUCUUGAAUUGAUGGAUGAUAUCGAGACGUGGCAAAGAGAGCGUCCGGUCUCAUUUGACCCUGUAUACCAGGAGACUGGUAGGCUUGAGAACUCCUUUCCAGAUAUCCAAAUUCAUAUGGAUUGUCACGUGAUGGGUUGGCAAUACAUCACAAUGGCACAUCUGUUGCUCAAUGUCCACUGUCCAUUGCCCCGCGUCGGCCCGGCUCACAAGCUAACGAUGACGGACAUGGAAAAGGUCAUUCAAAAGGACGUCAGGACAUUGUGUGGAAUAGCUCAGUCAAAUCCACACACCCCUCCGGCGAGUCUUGUGGCCUGCAUGGCUAUUGCACUGUGCAAUCGGGGAUCGUUUCGAUUCCAGGUCCGAGCAGGGGCUUCUGAGAGAUCUUCUCGUUCGAACAGAGCUCCGCACAGGGUGGCCAACUUGCAUGGCACGGGAACAGCUCGAACGGACGUGGAAUUCAACAUGAAAGACCCCGCACCACCCAAAUUGACACGAGGAGAGUUUGGGGACCCGAUGUUUGCGUCGGAGGCUAACUAUUUUGGAAUCAUUUCCGGUUACAAUCCCCGUCCUGCAAACCUCCGAUACGUCUACCUUCUGACUGCUUUCGUGUCAUUGGGUGCUCUUCUGUUCGGUUAUGACCAGGGUGUAAUGGGGAUCAUAGUUGCGGAUAAUCGUUGGAUGCAUCUUAUGAAACCAGCCAAUUCCUGGGUCACUGGUGCUGUCGUGUCGCUAUACGACAUAGGGUGCUUUCUGGGGGCGAUGAGCAUUGGAUACCUGGCAGAUCAAUGUGGCCGAGAACGAACCUUGUCUAUUGCCAGCACCGUGUUCUGCAUUGGAGCCGUGAUUCAGGCUGCGUCUUAUGACAUUCCGACCAUCACCAUUGGACGCGUCAUACUUGGAUACGGAGUAGGAGCGUGUGCCGCCGGUGUGCCACUUUACGUUUCAGAGAUUGCUCCAGCGGGUUUGCGCGGCCGAAUAAUUGGUAUCGAGCAGAUGAUCCUGUGCUUUGGGGAGCUGAUCGCCUUUUGGCUAGAUUACGGCUUUGCAUAUCUGGACACUUCUGACUGGUGGCGCAUCCCUUUGGCCAUCCAGAUCCUUCCCGCUGCUGUCCUGGCAGUCGGGUGCUGGUCUUGGGUUCCUCCGAGCCCGCGCUGGCUUGUGCAACAAGAUCGACAUACAUGCGCGCGAGAGGUGCUUGCGAGGCUUCACGGCGACCAAGCCGCGGAAAUCGAAAUACAAGAAAUUGCCGAAAGAGUGGCCUUUGAGAAGACGGUUGCGGUCACUACCUGGAGAGACAUGUUCACAUGGCCCGUCCUGCGUGUCACACUAGUCGGCACCGGUGUGCAAUUCUUCCAGCAGAUAACAGGCACCAAUUCCAUUCUAUAUUAUACUCCAAGUCUGUACGAGCGUGGCGGGAUCACCUCUGCCCAUACACGCAACUUGGCGACGGGGGGUGUCGGAAUUGUCUUGUUCGUCUUCGCUUGGAUUCCCAUUUUUGUUUUCGACAGACUCGGACGAAAGACUUGGCUUCAAAUCGGUGUCAUCGGAAUGAUGGGUGCGAUGAUUGGGAUCACAGUCCUCCAGUGGCACGCGGGGAAAUACCCGGGUGCGAAGGGCAAUUAUGCAAUUGUCGUGUUCCCGUAUUUGUUCUAUGUCUUUUUCAACAUCAGUUGGGGAGUCGGCAGUUGGACGUAUGCCAGCGAGAUAUGGCCGGUUGCGUUGCGGGCGAAGGGAAACGCGUUGAGCACCAUGAGCUUGUGGGCAGGAUGUUAUAUCGUUGCGCAGGCCAGUCCUCCAGUCGGAGACGCGAUUGGCUGGGGCUUGUACAUCAUCUACUCUGGGAUUUGUGUGCUGGCAUUCUUCUUUGUCCGGUACACCAUGGUUGAAACGCGAGGGCGUUCCUUAGAGGAAAUGAGCCGACUCUUUGGGCUUGAGGACAAGUUCGCAGCAAGGGGAGGGAUCGACCCCGCAACGGCAUCUGAGUCGAAGAAUGGCGACAUUGUGCAUGAGCAGGUGGAGGAAGUGGACAAGUAG